Messenger RNA from Drosophila grimshawi, 3160 nucleotides. Its product is annotated as microcephalin. The transcript has 9 exons. Lineage: Eukaryota; Metazoa; Arthropoda; Insecta; Diptera; Drosophilidae. Bases 93 to 3062 code for a protein of 989 amino acids. Gene Ontology annotation, biological process: mitotic cell cycle. The record is from RefSeq and is a predicted model, not a curated record.
UGUAAAUUCUUGUUUAAUUUUGGAGAGUUCAAAAUUUCAAGUACCUAUCAAAAUUUCAAGUAACUUGUGGACCUGUAAGGCCGAGUGAAAUAAUGAACGAAAACAACAUGGAAGUGUGCAAUUCAGACUGUGUUGGAGUCAAAACAGCUACUGCAAUACCUGCAAUGGCUAUAGCGCCACCGAUUGCUCACAUGAUAGGGUCGCCGAAAUCCAGGCCUGAAGACUAUACUCAGCAAACGCCACAAAGGCCGCCCAAACGGGAUCACCAUCUUUUUCACUUACAACGCGAUCUGGACAGCCCCAGUGCCGCUUUGCGCUUGCGCGCCUUACGUGCCCUGAAAAGUCCCAAUAAACAUUAUAACAAUUUCGAUAUCCCACAUGAUGAAAUAAGCAUAAUCACUACAGAGGAGCGCAAUCCCUGUCCACCACCAACUCUCUCCGAAAUUUUACAGGACGUGAUAGUCUACGUUGAGGUGCGCACUGGCAGUGAUAAUCGCUCCGAGGGCGUGAAGACCAUCAUUGCCAAGCUGGGCGCAAAAGUGAACGAUCGUCUGUUGCGUAAUACUACACACGUGGUCUUUAAGGACGGUCUUUUAUCUACUUACAAGCGCGCUAAGAGCUGGAAUGUACCAAUUGUGUCCAUAUUGUGGAUUGAAGCUUGUAAAGUACAAAAACGGCUAUGUGAGACCAGCCAGUUUCCCAUCAGCAAUAUCCAUUUAUAUGAAUAUCCAGAAAUAUAUGGUAAAAUUGCGCGCGUUCGUUGCAUGCAACCAGAUUCUGAACUCAUGAGGCGGCCACGCAAGCGCCAUGGAACACCGACUGGCACCAAGGAUAAAGAAGUUGCCAAAAAGGUAUCAGCUCUAGACGAGCCCACAACAACGCCAAAGAACGACAUACAACGCUUCUUCAAGCCUUUAAGCCAGAAUAAGCAACUGACUGAAAGUGAAUCAACCGAGUCACCAGCGACCAGGUUGCUAAAUAGAAUGACCAACGGAUGUUUUACACCGCUCACAACGCAGAUUCAGCCAGAUGUACAUAAGGACAAAACAAAUGAGACUGACUUAACCGACAAGCGACCAGUAGCCAAAAAGACUUUAAGCUUUGGCCAAGAAAAGCGAGUGGACAAGCCCCGAAGCAGUUCGAUGACAGUGGUGCCGCCACAAGAUAUAAUUCCGCUACGUGUCAGUCGUCGUAGCACUUCGAUGCAUGAGUCCACUAGACACGAGCCUAAAGAGGAUCAAGUACAAACAGAGCCGCGCCUGACAAGGCGACGCAGCUCAUUAAACAUGAGCAAAAUUUCCAGCUUAGAUGAAAAUUCGUCUCAGUCGACAGCACAACCACUGCCACAGCCAGAGCCGAGACUGACGCGUCGCCGGAGCUUGCAACUAACUGCACAAUCUAAGAUAGAAAAUAGUCCAGACCCGCCAGUACAACAAGAUUCGCAAAUUUCGCGUCGUCGCAGCUUUACAACGAUUUCUACCACGAAGCCCAGCACACCAACCGUGAUUAAGAAGCCGUCAUUUCAAGCUAUUGACGAGGAGCCAUUGUUGGAGACGACAUCUAAAAAUAUGUCGCUGGGGAUGGGCACCACAACCGCUCAAGCAAGAACGUCAGUUAACAAUAGAACCAACUACGUGCAACAAUCAAUGGAAGUUAGCAUGUCCCGAGCGGUCUUAAUUGGUGAAGCAACCGGACGCCGCACACUAUACACUACCAAUCCAAUGGAAAUAAGCGCAGUGAACGUUGAGAACGGUGAAAACAUAAACCCAUAUCUGGAGUACAGCACCCAAGCGAAUGUAACCACGCAAACAUCACUAGACAACAUCGGUGAGCAGACGCCUGUGCCAGUCUUCAGCUCGACACGACUGCCAGGCAGCGCUGGCUCCACCAGCAAUCGUCGGCGCUCGCUCUUUCACAUCGACAUAGAUCUGAUCAAUGAGCGCAUCAACACGAUAAACAGCACUUCGCAAAGACGCUCACUGGCGUUGGCCAAUGCGGCCGAGCUGGGCGAGAGUCGCGCCUUGGCUCCACUGCAGGCGGUGGUACCCGAAGAAAAAUCGACAGAGCCAAAAAUGCGUCGUCUGUUUACGCCAAACGAGGAUAUUGUCCUAUCAUCGUCAUCUAGCUCAAGCAAGAGAUCACGCCAGAGCAUUAGCGGCAAUACCGCUUCAACCGGCACCGUCAAGCGUCGUCGCUCUUUGGCAGCGCAGAAGCCCACGGCGGCCGUUGGACCGAUUUUGCAAACAAAUUUCCAGAGUAAUGAUGAAAAUGAGACGGACACCGAUUUGUAUGUGACACCAAAUGCUUCGGUUGACAUCAUUGCCAGCGCAUCAGAGUCGCAUGGAGAUUGCGUGAUGCGCGCAACAAAGCGACGCACCAUACACACCUUGGUGCACACCAAUAUGCAUAGAGAGCAGGUGCAGGUCAUCCAAAAGGCCAUACGCAAACUUCGCGGAGUGCGUUUGGAUCCCACGGUCACAAAGCGCACCACACACCUGGUUAGCUUGGAGCCACGUCGCACGCUAAAUCUGCUGCGUGGUCUCAUACGCGGCGUCUGGAUUGUCAGCUACGAGUGGAUCCUAGAAUCGAUGCAGGCCGGCAAAUGGCUAGACGAGCAACGAUACGAGCUAACCUCAUUCUCACGUGCCGUCGUGAUUUGCCGCACCGAACGGCAAGCCUUUGGUAAUUUCUAUCGCUGCGAACUAUUCCGCUAUAUGGAGGUCUUCUACGUGUCAUCUCUGUGCCGACCCAUCACUUUCAACAAUAUAAAGGAGUUGUUGCUCCUUGGCGGCGCCAAGUUAACUGAGAACCGCUACAAAGCCAAGUUCAUUGUGGGCGAUAAGCGACGUGCCGAUGAUGAUCGCAUUUAUCUGUCGCCCAUCUGGGUCCUUGAUAGUAUUACCUCAAUGCAAGUGCAAAAGUUUGGAAAGUACCUGAUGAAGUGCGCCAUCGUCACACCCCAUGGCAUACGAUAUGAGGAUCCGUGUCGGGAGCACGGCGAGAAACCACGACGAAAUUUGAAAGUUUGUUACAAAGAUCCGGCGCUACUCAUAAACAAAUGAGCCAAUUGACAAUCAGUUUCAAAUUCUGUAAAACUUAGUUAACUUAUCCGAAAAACUUUGGUUAAAUAAAUACGACUGUUCGAUGUUCCAAGAUGCAA